AUGGACCUCCUUCCAACAGAAAUUAACAUUGUCACUCUCAACUGCUGGGGCUUGCGCUUCGUCUCCAAGUGGAGAAGCGAGCGUAUCCUUGAGAUUGGCCGUCGCUUAUCGGCCACCGCGCCAGGCAUCGUGGCACUCCAAGAGGUUUGGAGUGGGGAAGACUAUGAAAUCCUCCGCCGCGAGACCCGUACGGUGCUCCCAUACGGCAAACAGUACCACGCCGGCGUAUUUGGCUCUGGCCUCGUGAUCCUCUCAAGAUGGCCACUGGAAGAGAGCUCAAUGUUUCAGUUCCCUUUGAACGGCCGGCCGACUGCUUUCUUCAGGGGGGACUGGUACGCUGGCAAAGGUGUUGCCCACGCGAGGAUCCGCUACGGGCCGCUGAAGAGCCAAGUCAUUGAGGUCUUUAACGUACAUACGCAUGCAGCCUACGAAACAGAAGAAAAAGAUGCCUACGCGGCGCACCGCGCAUCCCAGGCUUGGUUCUUCGCCAAGCUCCUUCGCAGCGCCUCCGAACGUGGCCACCUGGUCGUCGGCCUAGGCGACCUUAAUGCGCCACCCUUUUCCCUACCACACCGGCUUGUGACCGGCCAUGCGCCGGUCCGCGACGCCUGGCGCGUCUUACACCACAGCCACCUGGACGACGAGACCCCCGAGGAUCCGAAUCGCCACCGCAGGAAACCACCCACAGCCGACUUCAACCUCCGGCAAAACGGCGUCACCUCGGACAGCGUGUUCAACACGUGGCGGUGGGACAGUAAACGACAGAAACGGCUGGGCCCACCGAUGGGAGGAAAGGUGAUCACGCGCAAAGCCAGCCGCCACCUAAGCCUUGUCGAAGUCAGCGACCUACGACCCGAGCAGCCCAUGAGGACGGCCCGGUGGCAGGAGGACAAUGGGGUGCCUUCGGAUGCGCCAGACCCUAAGGGAAAGAGGAUAGACUACGUCUUUGCCGGCACGGGAGAUCCGGCAUUAAUAGGGGGCGUGUGGACGGUCAGGAAUGCCAAAGUCGGUAUGGUAGAGCGCCAUUCAGAGCUGGGCUGCUCCCUGAGCGACCAUUUUUCCGUCGAGGUGACGCUCAAGUUCCACCCGACAAUGAUUCCAACUGGACCGGAACCUCCUACGCCGAGGAACAUACCUUUACCUCCAGAGGAGUCGGAAAAGGCCAUACCCGUCCCUCCUCGCACCCCGCUGUCCCCCGUGGCAAACAAAAAAAUCACACCUAGGGCGUCGGCAAUGUCGUUCCAGGAAGCCGUCAAGCAGAAGAUGCGAGAGCAGGAAAAGGCGCAACAGGACGCCGAGGUCGCGACGAACAACGACGGAGCCACCAUACUGGUCGAGAGGGGCACAUACCUAUCCAGCCCGGCCCCGUCCCUCUCCGACGCUAACGAUGAAAAUGGGGACGGCGACGAUCGGUACGAGCACCACGAACAACAGCAGCAGCAGCUCGCCCGCACAAACACCCUCGCCGGCUCAGUCAUGACGCUGGGCGGCGCCCGGCGCGAGUCCACCCACGGCGCGGCAUCCCAGGCCGUCCCGCCGGCCCUGUACGACGAGGUCCUCGCCCUGACCAGGGCCUGCGCCAGCAGGGAGGAGAAGCAGCAGCUGUGGCGCGCCUUCCACUUCUUCGCCGGCGCGCUGCUGUGGGUCGCCUGCCUGGUCGCGGUCUGGUUCGUCCCGGCGGGACUCGGCUACGUCACUUUUAUCCUCAUCCUCGUCGGCGGCCUGAGCCUGGCGGCCGGGACGGUCGAUGGCCUGAUCGCGCUGCUGUUCCUGUCGUCGGAGCUCAGGUCGCUGAGGGAGCUCGAGUGGGAGGUGAUGAACGCGCGGUCGGCGGCGGCGGCCAUCGUCGUGCCCAGCACGGCCACGAGGGCUGCCGCCGCCGCCGCCGCCGCUGGCGCCGGGAGAUUGACGGACAGGAGCCAUGCAAUAUCCACGACGACGGCCACUACUUCAAUAAACAAAAACUGGUAG
Molecule: messenger RNA, 1971 nt
Organism: Pyricularia pennisetigena
Lineage: Eukaryota; Fungi; Ascomycota; Sordariomycetes; Magnaporthales; Pyriculariaceae
Exons: 3
Coding region: 1-1971 (656 amino acids)
Cellular component (GO): cytoplasm
Molecular function (GO): sphingomyelin phosphodiesterase activity
Source: RefSeq, a predicted model, not a curated record